This is a messenger RNA of Botrytis deweyae, 924 nucleotides long. RefSeq lists its product as uncharacterized. Lineage: Eukaryota; Fungi; Ascomycota; Leotiomycetes; Helotiales; Sclerotiniaceae. Gene Ontology annotation, biological process: mitochondrial phosphate ion transmembrane transport. The coding region runs from base 1 to 924 and encodes 307 amino acids. Gene Ontology annotation, cellular component: mitochondrial inner membrane. The transcript has 3 exons. The record is from RefSeq and is a predicted model, not a curated record. Gene Ontology annotation, molecular function: phosphate transmembrane transporter activity.
AUGCCUUCUCUCGAAAAAGCUCUCCCGCAACCUAAGAUUGAGCUAUACAGUGGAAAAUACUUCGCAGCUUGUGGACUUGGUGGUAUAAUUGCCUGUGGCCCAACUCAUACUGCCGUCACCCCGCUCGAUCUUGUAAAAUGUCGUCGUCAAGUCGACUCCAAACUUUAUACCUCCAACCUUAACGCCUGGUCCAAAAUCUACCGUGCCGAAGGUCUUCGCGGAGUCUUCUUCGGAUGGUCUCCUACAUUCGUGGGAUACUGUUUCCAGGGUGGUGGAAAAUACGGUUUCUAUGAAGUAUUCAAAUAUCUAUAUGGCGAGAAAUUGUUCCCUCACGCAAAUCAAACAGCAAUCUUCUUGGGUGCUAGUGCUAGUGCGGAGUUUUUGGCAGACAUGGCACUUUGUCCAUUUGAAGCUAUCAAGGUCAGGAUGCAAACUACUUUGCCGCCUUUUGCAAACAGUUUGAGAGAGGGAAUGUCAAAGGUUAUUAAAGAGGAGGGAUACGGAGGACUCUACAAAGGACUCUAUCCUCUCUGGGGUCGACAAAUCCCUUACACAAUGGUGAAAUUUGCAACCUUCGAAACCACCGUCAACAAAAUCUACGCUUAUUUGGGGAAACCUAAAUCCUCUUAUUCCGGUCUCCAACAAACUGGAGUUUCUUUCCUCGGUGGUUAUAUUGCUGGUAUUGGUUGCGCUGUUAUCUCUCAUCCAGCAGAUGUUAUGGUCUCGAAACUUAACAGUGAUAGAAAAGCCGGAGAAGGAGCUGGAAAGGCUAUGACGAGGAUUUAUGGAAACAUUGGAUUUGGAGGUCUUUGGAAUGGCUUACCUGUUAGAAUUGUAAUGAUUGGAACAUUAACAGCAUUCCAAUGGUUGAUUUAUGAUAGUUUCAAGGUAGCAUUGGGCUUACCUACUACAGGAGGUCAUUAG